Messenger RNA from Racocetra fulgida, 1107 nucleotides. Lineage: Eukaryota; Fungi; Glomeromycota; Glomeromycetes; Diversisporales; Gigasporaceae. The record is from the annotation of a GenBank genome assembly.
AUGGUUCUCCGCCUUGGUGACGAAGCCCCUAAUUUUAAAGCAGAAACUACCCAGGGUGAAAUCGAUUUUCACAGCUUUAUCGGUACUUCUUGGGUUGUCUUGUUCUCUCAUCCAGCAGAUUUUAAACUUGGUGAAGUUGCUCGUCGUAGCAAGGAAUUUGAAGAACGUAAUGUUAAAGUGAUUGGUCUUUCUGCUAAUGAAUUGAAAGACCACCACCAAUGGGUGAAAGAGAUUAAUGAAGUUAACAAAGUUAAUCUUGGAUUCCCAAUUAUUGCGGAUGCUGACCGUAAAAUUUCCACCUUGUACGACAUGUUGGAUUAUCAAGAUCCUACUAAUGUUGAUACCAAGGGCAUUCCAUUUACCGUCAGAAGUGUUUUUAUAAUUGAUCCAAAAAAGAAAAUCAGAUUAAUGAUAACUUAUCCUGCUUCAACCGGACGUAACUUUGACGAAAUUGUCCGUGUCAUUGACUCUCUUCAACUUGGUGACAAGCACCGUAUUACUACUCCUGCUAACUGGAAGAAAGGCGAUGAUGUUAUUAUUCAUCCUAGCGUAUCUAAUGAAGAAGCUGCAAAACUAUUUCCUGAUUAUAAAGCACCAUUACCUUAUCUUCAGACAGAAACCGACUCAUCUUUAUCGCCUCCACCUUCCUCCUCAACGACCGAAGAUGAUGAUGAUUCCUCAAUUAAUUUACGCCAACAACAAAAUUUCUCGAUUUCCCCAUCGUUAACCUGUUCAGCAAGCACUUCUCCUAUAAUAGAACCCGAAACCACCGUCGAUUGUGAUGAUGAUAGCAUUCCAUUAUUGGCACAAAGAGCCUCAGAACUUCAUUUCAUGGUACAAAAAUUAAUAAAUACUCAUUUACCACAUCUUCAAUCUAAAAUUUUAAAACAACAGGAUUUUUCGAAUGAAGUAGAUGACUCUUUUAUUUAUAAAGGUGUGGGUAGAGAAUAUCAAUAUACUUAUGACGCGAUAAAAAAAAUUGUAAAUGACUCUUGGAUUUAUAAUCAUUUGGAUAUACCCCCCUAUUUUGCUGAUAUUUAUGAUACGACUGAUGGUUUCUUGGAAUGUGGAGUGGAUGCUGAUGAUUUUUUUAUAUUCUCGGAAUAA